This is a messenger RNA of Lycium ferocissimum, 618 nucleotides long. RefSeq names its product pathogen-associated molecular patterns-induced protein A70-like. The coding region runs from base 132 to 470 and encodes 112 amino acids. Lineage: Eukaryota; Viridiplantae; Streptophyta; Magnoliopsida; Solanales; Solanaceae. The record is from RefSeq and is a predicted model, not a curated record. The transcript has a single exon.
UCAUGAAAAAGGUAAAGUCGUAUCUCUCUAUUGGCGUCUUUCUAUAAAUAUGGAUAUCCACAAAGUAUGUACAAGCAGAGAAUUGUCAACUUAGGAAUUUUUCCAAAGCACAUCAGAAAUUAAGCUCAAAGAUGAGUAGUAGCUCCUUGAAGCCUCACUACCACACAACCAAAGUGGAAGAAGCUGAUAAAAAAUCAGAAAGGCCAACGGAGCAUUUCACCAGAGAGAAUACUAUUAAGAGACCUAGUUCAGUGGUGAAGAGAUCGUUGGAAUCACCUAAUUCUACGGCUAUGAGGAAGCCUCCAGUGUCGGAGAAUAAGGCGGCGCCACCAAAGAAGCUGGAAAGGAAGCAAUCAGAAGACAUAAAUGAAAGUGCGGAGAAUUUCAUAAAUAAGUUUAAGCAACAGCUGCUUCUACAGAGGCUUGAGUCCAUUGAGAACUAUGAAGAAAUGCUUAAGAGAGGAACAUAGCUUGCUCUGUUUCGUCUUCUUAUUUCUCAAAUUUUCGCGUGUGUUAUGAAUUGUUUCAUUGUAUUGCUAUGUGGUUAUGGAUAACUCUGUCAUGACGAAGUCUUAAUUAAUAAAUAACUUGUAAUAUAUGCAAAUUCUUAUUUUGAAA